This is a messenger RNA of Elgaria multicarinata webbii, 2082 nucleotides long. RefSeq names its product zinc finger protein 397-like. The coding region runs from base 1 to 2082 and encodes 693 amino acids. The record is from RefSeq and is a predicted model, not a curated record. Gene Ontology annotation, biological process: regulation of transcription by RNA polymerase II. The transcript has 4 exons. Gene Ontology annotation, molecular function: RNA polymerase II cis-regulatory region sequence-specific DNA binding; DNA-binding transcription factor activity, RNA polymerase II-specific. Lineage: Eukaryota; Metazoa; Chordata; Lepidosauria; Squamata; Anguidae.
AUGGAGACCUUGAGUGUGGAGGUGAACAUGUCUGUGGAAGAGGGGGAAGCCCACAUGGCCCAGAUGAAAAGUGGGGAGCUGAGCGCUCCCACGGUCAAACUGUGGAUGGACCUGGAGGGAGCAAAAGCCCCACGUGGCAUUCAUGUAGAGGCAGUUAAGGAUUUGCAGACCGCAGCACCUCCACAGCAGGUGAAAUGUGAACCGCAAGAGGGGCUGCAGGAACGGUGGGAUGCCCAGUGGCAGGAGUUCCUGCGGACGCUGCAGGCCCCUCACCCAGGAUGGGGGAACACGCAGGCGCCUGAGGAGCCCAGGCCCUGGGAUGAUGCCAAGGCUUUCCUGGCCUCCUUCGAGCAAGUGGCGUCGGCGUGCCAGUGGCCUCAGGACAAGUGGGUGGCCCUCCUCCUGCCGGCCCUCAACGGAGAAGCCGAGCAGGCCUUCAGCGGCCUCAGUGGCCUUGACCGAGGAGACUAUGAGAAGGUGAAGGCGGCCAUCUUGGAAGGGGAGGCCAUCUUGCGGGAGAGGCAGCGCCAGCACUUCCGGCAGCUCCGCUAUCGGGCCACGGAGGGGCCGAGAGGCGUCCACGGCCGACUGCGGGAACUGUGCUGCCGGUGGCUGAGAGCCGAGAGGCACUCGAAGGAGGAGAUCCUGGAGCUGCUGAUCCUGGAGCAGUUCCUGACCGUCCUGCCCCAGGAAAUGCAGGGCUGGGUGAGGGAACGGGGCCCGGAGUCCUGCGCCCAGGCCGUGCUCCUGGCCGAGGAGUUCCUGGCGAAGCAGAGCACGGUGAAAGAGGAAGGAGAGGUGUCAAGGCCUUUGGGGCUUGGGGCAGCUGCGGCUUCCUCUGAGGCCAGCCAAGUUCGGUCCUUGGGAACCUGGAAGAGGCACCUUUGCAAGGCAGCCAAGCCAGCGAGGAAAGGACAUGCAAACUCAGUGGGUGACAGGCAGAUACAGGAGAACAAGGUGGAGAAUCUUCGUCGGGGAGCUUCUGAGCUGUUGGCAAAGGAGAAGGACUUAUUGCAAACAGGCAACAUCUUCCAGUAUUAUAAGGAAGCCAAAAUACUUGGGGUUCAGCCAGAGUCACCGAAUGAACAGGGAAAGGUUGCGGAGAAGAGUGCAACGGAACUCCUUUCCUAUUGGGGAGGGGGCUCUCAAAGAAAAGGGACCACAGCCCAAGAGAAUAUCCUGCGGGGUGAAAGCGAAAGGAUGCCCGGUGACCUGGGAGGAUGCCCCAGGUGGAACUCAGACAUUAAGGUCGUUCACACUGUCAGAAAACCAGGGGAAGUGCGAGACCAAGAGGAAACCUCCGUCAAAAGCUCAAACCUUGACACAAAUGAGAGAACCCACCUGGGAGAGAAGCUGCAUAAAUGCGCCUAUGGUGGGAGGAGCUUCUGCCAUAGCGCAGGCCUCACAGCACAUGAGAGAAUCCACACCGGAGUGUUUGAAAAUGAGGGGUAUCGUCUUCAGCAGGAAGCACGGGCGCACCUGGAGCUGAGAGACGCCUCGCUGAGAAGAGGCAAAGUUCUUCGGUAUGGCGAAGAGGGAGCGAGGCUUGGAGGACAGCAGGGGAGUAAGCCAGAGAGGAGCACGGACGGAGUCCUUCCCAGUAAGGGCGGUACCUCUGGGUGGGAAGAAGGCAAAGGCCACCCAAGGCUCCACCACUGCCCCUGCGGACGGAGCUUUAAGCACCGCUGCAACCUGAAGGCCCACGAGAGAACCCACACCGGAGAGAGGCCGCACAAGUGUUCAGACUGCGGGAGGAGUUUUGGCAAGGGCUCGACCCUCCGGGCGCACGUGCGGACUCACACCGGAGAGAAGCCGUACAUGUGCUCGGCGUGCGGGAAAAGGUUCACGACCAGGUCGGGCCUCCUGACCCACGAGCGGAUCCACACGGGCGAGAGGCCCUACAAGUGCUCGGCCUGUGGGAGGAGCUUCAUUCAGAAGUCGUGUCUUCUGGCCCACGAGAUCAGCCACCGAGGGGAGAAGUCGUACACGUGCGCCGACUGCGGAAAGAACUUUGGGCACAGCUCAGGCCUGCGGGUCCACAGGAGGAUCCACACAGGAGGCAGAACCGUGGAACAUCUCUGA